Phragmites australis (common reed) is the source of this 817-nucleotide messenger RNA. RefSeq names its product 16.6 kDa heat shock protein-like. NCBI's taxonomy places the organism in Eukaryota, Viridiplantae, Streptophyta, Magnoliopsida, Poales, Poaceae. The coding region runs from base 172 to 615 and encodes 147 amino acids. The transcript has a single exon. Gene Ontology annotation, biological process: protein complex oligomerization; response to hydrogen peroxide; response to heat. The record is from RefSeq and is a predicted model, not a curated record.
AAAAAGAACGGAUCAUUCGAAUCUCCUAUAAAAAGCAAUGGCCAUCAAUCCAGCACUCCGAGUUGGACGUGAGCAAUCCAAACGGUGACACCGAGCGAAAUCAAGUAAGCAACAAGCAGAGCAGUGCCACUCGGAUCGAGUUCAGGUAAUCAGGCACCCAUCCAUUAAGCAAUGUCGCUGGUGCGCAGCGGCAACGUGUUCGACCCGCUGUCGGUGGACUUCUGGGCUGACGCCGACCCGUUCGGCGUUGUCCGCCCGCUCGCCGAGCGGUGCCCUGUCCUCACCAACGUCCGCGUCGACUGGAAGGAGACCCCCGGAGCGCACGUGUUCAGGGCCGACCUCCCCGGCGUGAGGAAGGAGGAGGCCAAGGUCGAGGUGGAGGACGGCAACGUGCUCGUCAUCAGCGGCGAGCGCGCCAGGGAGGAGGCCGGCAAGGACGGCGUUUGGCGCCACGUCGAGCGGAGCAGCGGCAAGUUCCAGCGGCGGUUCCGCCUGCCGCGCAACGCCAAGGUGGACCACGUGCACGCGUCCAUGGAGAACGGCGUGCUCACGGUCACCGUGCCCAAGGAGGAGGUCAAGAAGCCGCAGGUCAAGGCCGUCGAGAUCUCUGGUUAAUCAAUCCAUUCACUUGCAUGGACGAGAGACCACACGAUAGUAAGUGUCAUUAAUGUUGUGCUUUGUUGUUAAGCUGUGCUCAGUGUCAUGAAGUCAGAUACGGAGUAUGUGAUGCGUCGUAGUGCACCUGUGCGUUUGUGGCUGCAUGCUGUGUAUGUAUGAUCCGUGGAGUCGAAUAAACUUGUAUGGUUGCAUGCCUGUA